AUGUCUUUUAAGGUAAAUUGGAGUUCACUAGAAACAGACUCGCUUUCAACGUGGACCAAGGAAAUUUUGACGAGCGCGUUGAACUCGGGCAAGAGACCCAAUAUAUUGGCGUCGAACAUCACUAUCAAGGAUCUCAAUUUUGGGCAGGCUGCACCCGAUUUUGAAAUUUUGGAGAUUGGCGAGUUGGAUAAGGACCGCUUUCGAGGGAUAUUCAAGAUCAACUAUCUGGGGGAUUUCCACUUGACUUUACACACCCAGGUCCAGGCAAACCCGUUGAACAUAUACUACCUGAACUCGUUGGAGCGCGAAGUUGCCAAUGGCGACUUGCAGUUUGUUACGCCUCGCUUUGGCUUGAGUAACGAGAAAUUCGCGAUCCCCUUGGAUUUGAAAUUGAGCGAUAUCCAAAUCAGCGGCAUUGGCAUCAUUGUGUUUUCCAAGUCCAAAGGCUUGACUUUGGUUUUCAGAAAUGACCCGUUGGACUCUAUCAAGGUGAGCUCGACGUUUGACACGGUGCAAGUCUUGGCCAAUUUUUUGCAAAAGCAAAUUGAAUCGCAAAUUAGAGACUUGUUCCGGGAAACCCUACCUACUUUGAUCCACCAACUAUCACUCAAGUACCUUAGUCUCGAUAACAACAUGAGUGAGUUGCGAACAAGAUUGGCUGCCAAUAUAACAAGCUCAGAUAAUACAACUUUACCUUUGAAAAUAUUGGACGGCGGCGAUAAGGAAGAUUUUUCAAUGAUUUACUCGUCAAAAAACUUGAGAAAAAAUUUGCAAUUGUUCAAAUCAAGAGAAAAUAUGAGUUUGCACAUUCCGAAAUUGAAAUUUGUGGUGCAGCGAACUCAUAUGGAUAAAUUCAAGAAAAAUUACCCAAACUUGUUAAACUCACUUGCCAUUGACAAUGCAGAGUUGCAGAAAUUUGUGCAAAAGCCAAACUCAAACAACGGAGUCCCCAUUGAUAUAUUUGAAACGCAGUCAUAUCAAAAGACUGAUGGAAUCCUCAAGGACAUUUCGUCAAUACAAGCCACCAAUUUUUAUAAAUUUGCCAAGGAUCCAACCAAGCCAAAGAGAAGAGUUAUUAAAUUGGGUAAAAAGAAGUCAUUGAAGCAACAACCAAGACCCGAAACUCCAGCUCCAGCUACAAGUACAAGUGUAAGUACAGGCUCAGAAACAACUAGUAUAAUGACUAAUGAACCAUUGUUGACACCCAUGGAACCCAUGACACCCGCUUCAACACCUGUCAAACUCCUGCCUGAACCCAACGGCGAGCUCAAGUCAAAGACACCUAUUCAACAUCCAACACCACGGAAGGCGGAACCUAGAGCAAACUCAACAGCUCAAGCCGAAUUAAUCUACAAGGAGUUUAUGCGACCAAGCCAGUCGCCUUCAAUUUACGACAAGUUCAUGCACUCCUGCGGCGGCGUCGGGUUGGGAAAUACUGGCUAUUUCAACUUUGUCCCGCAAAGAACAUUGAGCGCGUCGCCCAUAAGAAGAAGUGCAAGAGCAGAAGAAGAGAAAAAGUCCAACAACUACAUGGACUUCAACACCAUCAACCAGAGAUUGGAGGAGAAAUUGAAAUUGAACGACGAUCACUGCAAGAUGCCUCCAUUGGUCCAUCAAGACACCCUAUCUGCCACAGCCGCAGCAUAUGCUGGAUUAUUCACUGCACCACCGCCACCUUACUAUCAAGCCUCCUCUUGA
Molecule: messenger RNA, 1698 nt
Organism: Lodderomyces beijingensis
Lineage: Eukaryota; Fungi; Ascomycota; Pichiomycetes; Serinales; Debaryomycetaceae
Source: the annotation of a GenBank genome assembly